AUGUCGCGAACCACGGAAGAUACCCCGCUGCUGUUGGGCCCCACAGCCGAUGAAUUUGGAUCCCCGAAUGAUGAACGAUAUGCUCCCAUUGUGGAAAGACAUCAACAACGAUGCACCAAAACCAUCUUCAUUUUGACGUGGAGCUCGGCACUGCUCGCGGUCUUCAUCCUUGUUCUGAACCUGAUCAUCAUAUUCAUAUUUCUUGCCCGAUUCGGGAAUAUCAUGCCCUGGCCACCAGAGGGUGCUCUAGUUGCCCUCUUGUUUACGCUCCUGCCCGCCGGAUUGAUCUCGUUCCUUAAUCUGGCUCGUCUGUAUCUCUGGAACCGACCUAUCUGGCUCUGGUUGAACCUGAUCCUGGACCUCGCCAUCGCUGUAUUCUCAAUCGGUAAUGGUCUAUCGGGGUUGGGCCUCGGCCGCUCCAGCUGGGACGCAGAUGUACCCCUAUGGUUCAUCCGUAUCGCCCAGGUCGUAUCCUCGUUGGCUGUGGUGUUCGGACUGAUUCACUUGGCUCUGUUCCUCGUGCGAUGCUUCCUGUCCUUCAGCUACCGGCCCUGGCGUGAAUAUCGCAAUUGGACGUUGCCCCGUGGGCGCUUUAGCAUUGAGUUCAAGGUGCAAUUCAUUCGACAGUCGGACAACGCCGAGGCGUCGCCCGACACUACUGCCUCUGGCACCGGAAUCCAGGCAGAAGUGGCGGCGCAGAGGGUUUGA
Molecule: messenger RNA, 708 nt
Organism: Penicillium arizonense
Lineage: Eukaryota; Fungi; Ascomycota; Eurotiomycetes; Eurotiales; Aspergillaceae
Exons: 3
Coding region: 1-708 (235 amino acids)
Source: RefSeq, a predicted model, not a curated record